GCAGGCAGCUGUUGGUAUGGUCGCUGCAAAUCUGCCGUGCGCACUCAGAGCAUCAGCACAGAUGGGCCCGAUGAUCCGAGCACGACGCAUGCGAUCUCCGCUUCGACUGACCGGCUGAGCCUCUUUAUCUGUUGACUUUUGCGGGGUUUUUUUUUUUUUUUUUGGUUGCUCCGUCCGUUCAGUUUGACAUGUGACCGUCCACGGGUCGGCGAUGAAUAACAGCACCGGCUUGGAGGAGCCGGUCGGAGCCGGCGGGGAUCAUCAUCAUCUCCCCGCGCACCGGGCGCUCACGGGCUGCGUCCUGGCGCUGCUCAUCAUCUGGACGCUGGUCGGGAACUUCACCGUGUGCGUGGCCGUGUACCGCUACCGACACCUGCGCGUAAAGGUGACCAACAUCUUCAUCGUGUCCCUGGCUCUGUCGGACCUGCUCGUGGCCGUGCUGGUGAUGCCGUGGAAGGCCGUGGCCGAAGUGGCCGGCUUCUGGCCGUUCGGGGGCUUCUGCAAGACCUGGCUGGCCUGCGACAUCAUGUGCUCCACGGCCUCCAUCCUCAACCUGUGCGUCAUCAGCGUGGACCGCUACUGGGCCAUCUCCAGCCCGUUCCGCUACGAGCGCUGCAUGAGCAGGAAGGUGGCGUUCGUGAUGAUCGGGGUGACGUGGACGGUGUCCGUGGUCAUCUCCUUCGUGCCCGUGCAGCUGGACUGGCACCGGGCGGAGAUGAUGAGCGAGCCGGACCCGCAGCAUCAGCACCAUCAGCAUCAGCAUCAGCAGCAGCAUGAGCGCGCCGGGCAGGAUUAUUUGGAGCCUCAUGCGCGCGUUUGGAGCUGCGACUCCAGCCUGAGCCGCACUUACGCCAUCUCUUCCUCCCUCAUCAGCUUCUACAUCCCCGUGCUCAUCAUGAUCGUGACGUACACCCGCAUCUACCGGAUCGCCCAGACGCAGAUCCGGGUGAUCUCGUCCCUGGAGCGCGCGGCGGAGCACGCGCAGAGCUGCAGGAGGGCGCACGUCGUCCCCGAGCUGUUCCCUCACAUGUGCACGGAGAUCACGGCCAGCUCCUACCAGUCCCGCAUCAGCAUCCACCCGGACUCCCGCUGUCCCGGCCGGUCCCACCGGGAGCUCAAGGUCUCCAUCAGGAAGGAGACCAAAGUGCUGAAGACUCUGAGCAUCAUCAUGGGGGUGUUCGUCUGCUGCUGGCUGCCGUUUUUCAUCCUCAACUGCGCCCUGCCCUUCUGCCCCGGGCCGGAGGUCCAGGGGGCCCACCGGGGCCCCUACUGCGUCAGUGAGAAAACCUUCGACGUGUUCGUGUGGAUCGGCUGGAGUAACUCGUCCCUGAACCCGGUGAUUUACGCGUUCAACGCGGACUUUCGGGACGCCUUCCUGCGCCUGCUGCGCUGCCGCGGCCGCGGCUUCCUGGCCACGGUGAGCGCGGCCGUGGAGACCGUGAUGGCGAGCAACGAGGCGGGGGGGACCCGGAGGGACAGCCCGCUGGGGCCCAAGCUCAGCGUGUCCACGAACACCCGGGGCAGCCAGGACAGCGGGAACACCACGGUCACCGUGUUUUAUCACAGGAGCCCGACGCUGGAGCAGGUGACGGACACGGAGGAGAGCUUUGGCAAAGACAGGCUGACGAACAUACCCGCGUAAAUACGCAGCAGGAGAUGCUUUCAACGACCCAUGGGGAAAUAUUGUACAGUAUUUUUGAAUGCAUGAACCAAUGCAGUGCAGUUGUGCUACAA
Cololabis saira (Pacific saury) is the source of this 1734-nucleotide messenger RNA. RefSeq names its product D(1A) dopamine receptor-like. Gene Ontology annotation, molecular function: G protein-coupled receptor activity. The transcript is spliced from 2 exons. The coding region runs from base 212 to 1642 and encodes 476 amino acids. Gene Ontology annotation, cellular component: membrane. The record is from RefSeq and is a predicted model, not a curated record. NCBI's taxonomy places the organism in Eukaryota, Metazoa, Chordata, Actinopteri, Beloniformes, Belonidae. Gene Ontology annotation, biological process: adenylate cyclase-activating adrenergic receptor signaling pathway.